This is a messenger RNA of Lineus longissimus, 1290 nucleotides long. Its product is annotated as leucine-rich repeat and fibronectin type-III domain-containing protein 4-like. The coding region runs from base 36 to 998 and encodes 320 amino acids. Gene Ontology annotation, molecular function: protein binding. NCBI's taxonomy places the organism in Eukaryota, Metazoa, Nemertea, Pilidiophora, Heteronemertea, Lineidae. The transcript has 2 exons. The record is from RefSeq and is a predicted model, not a curated record.
ACAAACUGGAAUAUUUCGAAUGUCAGGAGGCGCGGAUGCCAUGGGCAAACCUGAAUCGCUGGUUUCAAGGUGAAUCUUUGAAAAUACUUAUCCUCACCAAAUUGAAUAGUUUGUUCGACCUCUACGCCAAGCCAAUCGACAACCCGGACCAUUUCAAAUCAUUCACAAAUCUUGAAACUCUUGUCCUAUCUCAAAACAGGAUAAGUCAAAUCGCCGAUGGUGCAUUCAGAUUCCAAUCGAAGCUGAAAACACUCAACUUACGCAAGAAUUGGCUACGGAAAAUCAACCCCGGGACGUUCCAAGGUUUAGAUCAACUGACCACGCUCGAUCUAUCGUAUAAUUUUCUCGUAGUAGUUGCUAUUGAGGACUUUGGAAACGCAUGGCACACAGAGCCCCUGCUUACUGUCAAUCUUGGACGUAAUCAAUUCGAAUGUGGAUGCAACAUGACAGAGCUUGCACAGGAUUUCAACAAUACAGGAUACCAACUGAUUGUGGAGAAUUUCCAGUGUGCCGGCCCUACACCUUUGAGGAACAAAUACAUCACAGACAUUGAAACCAUUCAAAGCAACCUGACAUCUGAAUGUGAGCCCCCUGUUCUUAGCAGUUGCUGCCCAGACGAUGACACAAUCGUAGCUGACCCAAGUCAGGACAACAGAGUAGAAAUCAAGUGUAAAGCAACUGGUGUCCCCGCACCAAAAGUCUGGUGCGAGCCAAUAUCUGGAAAUCCGAUGCCGAAGGAUCUUACUCCGUGGUAUUUUGAAGAGGAGACGUAUAAUUCAUUUGUGUCGCGCUGGUGUCACGCGGAGGUGGAGCAGUCGGGAACGGUUCGGUGCUGGGCAAUGAAUCCAAGUGGAGUUGUUUCCAAGGACUGUACAGUUCAUAUCAAUUCCACCUAUGCGUGGAGUGUAGAUGCGGGGAUGGCAGUGACCCCUGGCGGUAUGAGUGUGUUUGCCGCAUUGUCGCUGACUGCCUGGCUAUUUGAACGUACCAACACUUGACUAGACUUUAGGUAGAAUAUAAAGAUUUCACUGUUAAAAAGUUGAGCUUGUUUAACCUUGUGUGUUCCAUGUUUUUGUUUAAAGUUGUGUCAGAUUUUGUAAUGGGACUUACAAAUAAUGACUGAUAGAAAUACAGCUAUCUCUAUGAAGCAUUCAUGAUGUAGGAAAAACUACUGUGCUUGGGUAAGAUAAUCGUAACUGCGUAGUCUCAUAUUUUUAAAAGAGUAUCAAAAUUCAAUUAAUAUUAACCGCUCCGAAAAAAGUUGGUGCUUGUUGCAUGGAGAAAAUAUCA